AUGAAGGGUGGAUUGCGUUUCGCUCUUUGCGCCUCACUACUCCUGUUCUUCUCCCUGUACUUGUUGGAGGCACAUCUCAAAGAUAUUUGCUCCCAGUAUCGCGCCGGCGCAUACCUGAUUGAUUGGUUAGACCGGAAUGGAGCCUCUCAACGUCCGACAGUCGGCAAUGUGCCCGUGCCCGGAGACAAGGUGAUUGUCAUGGCCAAGCUGCAAGAAGAGCCUACCGAAUGGGUCCAAGAGGAGCUUCCAGACUGGCAGCGCGCAAUCUACAUAGUCAAUCCCUCGGAAGAAGCCCGAUCCAAUCCUCAAAUUCUCACGACCCCUCUUAACAAAGGACACGAAUCUAUGGCCUACCUGACCUACGUAAUUGACCACUAUGACACCCUCCCAUCAACAAUCGCCUUUCUCCACGCCCACCGCGCAGGAUUCCUCAUGGCAUGGCACAACGAUGCCCCGCUCCACGAUAACGUCAACGCAAUGCGCAUGCUCCAAACCAACUUCGUCCAGGAAAACGGCUACGCCAAUCUUCGCUGCAAUUGGAACCCCGGCUGCAAGGAUAGUCACCGCUUCAACAUACAUGUCACCGAGCAGGUCUGGUGGGAUGUCUUUGAGGGCACGAGUACGCCGCCAUUGAAUGCUUCGUCGCCCUAUGAGCAGGAAUUUUCGGGCCACAAGUACAUGCGCAAGCCCGAGCAGAUUGGUGCGGCGUGUUGUGCGCAGUUUGCGGUCUCGAGAAGCCAGGUGCUGCAGCGACCGCGAGAGGAUUAUGUCAAGUUCCGGCAAUGGAUUAUCGAUACUGAAUUGAAUGAUGCUAUGUCGGGACGGGUGAUGGAAUUCUUGUGGCAUGUCAUUUUUGGUAUGGAUGCUGUUUAUUGUCCUGAUGAGGAACUCUGCUAUUGUCAAGUCUAUGGCAAAUGCUAG
Molecule: messenger RNA, 921 nt
Organism: Penicillium subrubescens
Lineage: Eukaryota; Fungi; Ascomycota; Eurotiomycetes; Eurotiales; Aspergillaceae
Product: DUF3431 domain-containing protein
Exons: 2
Coding region: 1-921 (306 amino acids)
Source: RefSeq, a predicted model, not a curated record